CAAUGUCCUCAGCAUCUCCGCCUCCAGAUUUACAACAUGAAGCACCCAAAGAGAAAGAUUAUCGAGUUCCAGGCCUGCGAAGCGUCCGGACCACCACCUUGUUCCGUGCUGUGAACCCAGAACUUUUCAUUAAACCUAACAAACCAGUUAUGGCUUUUGGGCUUAUAACUAUUACACUUUGCGUAGCCUACAUUGGGUACUUGCACGCACAGCAAGAGAAUAAAAAGGUAAUUUAUGAAGCUAUUGACAGUGAGGGAAACAGAUAUACAAGGCAGAAGACUUCAAAAUGGGACUAAACAAGUUGACACAAUGGUGUGUAUGA
Euleptes europaea (tarantolino) is the source of this 322-nucleotide messenger RNA. RefSeq names its product small integral membrane protein 8 (gene SMIM8). The coding region runs from base 3 to 296 and encodes 97 amino acids. The record is from RefSeq and is a predicted model, not a curated record. Lineage: Eukaryota; Metazoa; Chordata; Lepidosauria; Squamata; Sphaerodactylidae. The transcript has 2 exons.